AUGGCGACCGACAAGACCGACAAAGCCGCCACCACCACUGAAGUCGAACCAGGCAACGACUCCAAAAAGGGCAAGAAUCACAGCAAACCUUUGAAGACCAAAUCCGGAUCUUCUGCUGCUGCCACUACCAAGAAGAAGACGAAAAAGAAACCUGGUGCCAAGAAGAAGAAGAAGAAAAAGGACUUUGAGGCGGAAUCUCUGUUGGGUAUGGUCCUGGAAGAAGUGGUAUGGAAUCGAGGGAUCAAACCCAUGAUGCAAAAAGAAAAGAGCAAUCGACGGUUGGGACUGGCGGAACAAAAGUCCGGCAGCAAGAGAUCUCUAUUAGGUGGCAGUGUCCGAAACUUGAUGGGACUGUCCAAUAAAAAGGAGGAAGAGGAUGGCAGGGGGCGACUGCAAAGACGCAAUCCAAGAGCUCGAUCUCUCUCUCCCAAGCCUCUCGGCAGAGUAGAGCGACCCAGACCGAAACCCUCACUCAGUGACAAAGACCUUUUUUCAGAUGAGAAGUCAAAAGCCAAGGCUGCCGCCACACAACGGAUUGGACGGCCAGCCACGGCCGUCCAAAAGAUAGACAGCAAACGAAAACUGCAAGAGAGUCGAUCUCCUUCGGCAUCACGAAAGAAAGAUGACGAACGGCCCAAAUUGGGCAAGAAGAAAUCCAGCAAAAAGCCGCUACAAGAACACGAAAAGCAAUCCAGUUCCAAGUCACUGACGACCGAAGAGAAUCCGGAUCGAAAGCUGGGCAAGAAAAAAUCCAAUAGCAAAAAGAAAGUGACAUCCGAAGACGAACCAGACGACAAUAGUCAAGAGCCCAUCAAGAAAAAGACAUCAAAGAAAAAGACAGCUGAGGGAGAUGCUAAGGAUCAGGCAACACCUGAUGGUGCACCGUUAGUCAAGAAGAAAUCCAAGAAAAAGCUCAAUGACGCUGAAGCUGACCAGAAUGAUCAGGCAACACCGGCUGGUGCGCCCCUAGUCAAGAAGAAGUCCAAGAACAAGCUAAAUGACGCUGAAGCGGACCAAGCCGAUCAGGCAACACCGGAUGGUUCUACCCUAGUAAAGAAGAAGUCCAAGAAAAAGCUAAAUGACGCUGAAGCGGACCAAAAGGAUCAGGCAACCCCGGAUGGGGCACCCCUAGUCAAGAAGAAAUCCAAGAAAAAGCUUGUAGACAAUGAUGCGCCAGAAGCGACCAAAAAGAAGAAGACGAAAGACGAGGAACCAACGGAUGGCAAAGCCACCAAGACAAAGAAGAAGAAAAAAGCAGAGAGUGAUAUUCCAACGGUAGUGACGUUGGAAUUGAACGCUCCGAUAUCUUCCAAUGCAUAACACGAGCCCGGUACAG
Seminavis robusta is the source of this 1336-nucleotide messenger RNA. The record is from the annotation of a GenBank genome assembly. Lineage: Eukaryota; Bacillariophyta; Bacillariophyceae; Naviculales; Naviculaceae.